AUGUCGACAGAUUGCUUACUGAGAAAGAGUUCCAGCAGCUACAGCUUGAAAGGACAGGAAAAGGUAGAGGAUGAAGUUGUCACUGGUACCCCUCCUCCAUAUAGAGCGGACUCAUACUACUCAAAAUUCAACCAUGCAGACCGGAUCCGCAAAUCCAGCAGUCAGUAUUUUACAGCCUCAAAGAAUCAGAUUGACAACGAACAGUUCUGGAAAUCUAUUAUAGGGGGAGCCGUGUAUUUCAAGGGUCACGACCCACUUUUUGGUAACGUUAUCGCUGCGGUUUACCAGUCUCCUAGGUCCAAGAAACUGAAUAGUGUUGUGAUCUCAAGACAUGGACAGUCGGUAAUUAUGGACAUCAACAUCUCCAAGAAUUCUGUGUAUUACCCUGCCAUCAACAACUUGAGGACUAAAGAAGCAAAGAAAAGUAGAGUGAGAAAAUGCUUGGCUGUGUCACUUUUAAAGGCCUAUUCUGCAAUCGAUCGUAAUGUUGUUGAUAGCAUGCUUCAUCAUGCAGAUCUACCCAUACAAUUUGACUGGGACGAAACUAUGGCAGGGGAUUUGGCCAGCAGAAUGCAACUAAUUAAUACCAAAUCACCCACUGAUAUUGGUGACUAUUUGCUGUCGUUGGGCUACUUCAGAGAUUGUCAGAGAACGGAAACCCAUAUGAUUGAUGUUGUGUACCAAAAUCCUAUUGCCAAAGCCGAUGAUCAACUUAUUGACAAGAACAAUAUGCUAGCCUAUUUGCUUGGUGAGCAAAUAGAACACCUUUUCGAUCCUCUUUUAGAAUAUUCUCCAGAACCAACAGAAAAGGGAUAUACUGCCCCAGAAACACCACCAGAAUUAACCAAACACGUAGGUGGCGAUGACGAUUUUCUCGUGAAGUCCAUCUGCAUUGAGCUGGUCAACUUUCAGACCAAUUUCACUGUUUCCCUGGUCCAAUUCCUACAGAAAUUUCUUGUGCCAAUGAGAGUACAUAUACUCAAGGGUGAAAUUAAAGGCUAUACUACGGGUAGAUUGAAUCAAAUAUUUCCUCCUACCAUCGAUGAAGUCACUAGGAUCAACUGCAUUUUUCUCGAUAUGUUAAAGCUGUCGCAGCCUUAUGGAAGUUUUGAGCUUCUAAAGGCGUGCGGAACUACCAUCCCUUACUUUUACAAAGCCUGUAUGAGACACGAAGCUGCUACAAAAAGAUUCACAGAAGAAUAUGAACAAUUUGUCGCCGACUUACGACAAUUGGGUAAAGAGGACUUGUUGACCUACGACGGUAAGACGAUUCAAGGCAUUAUGACAUCCUCUUCGUUAAAUCUCGUUAAGAUCCAGCUCAUUCUACAGAGAUUGAUGGACGCAAAGAAGUGGAAUAAAUGUUCCUACGAUGAAAAUGGUGAAAUUGAGAAACUAUUUCACUCUUGCAAUGAUACCAUUGUGUCAUUUGCCAACGAUAAACUCAAACCGUACAGCCAUCGUAUCUUCACGCCCACGGGCAAAAUUCUUACAGAAUUGGCUAGUAGUUGGCCUACAGAAUUACAGUAUGGAUGGCUUAAUAGGAGGGUGGUCGCCAUAUUUGAUGCCGAAGAUAUGUUGAUCGAUGGCGUCAAAAACAGAGGAGCCUUAAUCAUUUUUAGUGACCACAUAUUACUGCUUGAGAUUGAUGAUGAGGAAUACUACUAUGAGCUCUGGAGUGCCAACAAAAAACUAGAUUCUUCCAGUAAAGAACACGUUCACCGUCCAUCGAUUUCUGAUGUCUUGAUGCAUUCCCUUAUCAAUGAAGUACCAGUGAAUGGAUUACCACAUAUUAAAGUGAAGAACUGGUGCAGAAUUGAUGAGGUCACAGCAACGCACUAUGACUAUGGAAACGAUUCCUAUGUGAGACUUUUCAAUAAGAACUUUGUGGGUCAGUACAGAGUGAAUAAAUAUUCAGGAAAAUAUUUUGUCGACAUCAUUAGAAAGGCACAAAUUUUGAACAAAUCACAGGCAUUCCACUUAUUUCGAAACGUUGUUGACAAUAACACUCUGUAUUACACUGCUCACGAGUUCAACAGCUAUGUUUCCGAGGACGUAAAAUCUCCGAUGUUGGUGCUUUUUAACACCCAGUUUAAUCCUGCCAUUUUAACCAAAUACAGCAUAUUUGGCUUUAUUACUCUCAAUUUUUCCAAAUCUGAAACAAUUUUGAUGGAAGGUAUGAGUGCUACAGCGCCGAAGUUCCAGCAUAUUGUGCGCGUUCAACAGCUAACAGAGGCGCUUGCCCAGAAGGUGAUACAGUUGCUGGCAGACUACACAACCUUGAGCAAUCCUAUUCUGAGAGAUGAAAUAAUUUCAGAUACAGAAAUUGUGGUUGCAGAUGCUAUAAGAUUUCUUGAAAGGACCGAUAGGAUGGAUGAGAAUGAACAUAUGGACAUUAUACACAGAGUGAAGAAUGUGAAAAGAGAAAGCACAGUGACUGAGGAAUUGAGAAUGACCAACUCCAGAUCGAGUACAUUGGAUGUCUUGAUGAAUAACGAAGGAAAAAGGACGAGUUCGACGAGAAUCUCGAAGAAGAACCAGAUUAAGAGAAGAAGAAGCGCAAGACGAUCUUUCAUCGAGAAAAUAUUUGGGAAAAGAAAGAUGAUUUCUCAACCAGAGGCCCAUUCCAUCGAUAGGACUACUAUUUCAAGACCGAUGACCAUUAAAAUGGCACCAGAGAAAGUAAGAAGUGCGGCUGGUAUUGCAGCACCUAAAAAGGAAAUAUCACCUAGCGACGCUGAUAUCGGAGUGGAAUCUUCAGAGGUAAAGGAUUACAAGACAGGCGAAGAGACUGUGGCGACUGCCUCGGCUUCAGCAAGUCUGUAUGUGAACUCACAUUUUGAGUUUCCAGUAGAGUCGGGAGUUGAAACAGCUUUGGAAGCCAAGACUACCGAUAAACAGACUGUUAAAGUUCUUCGUCCUCCUUCAAUUAUCCAGAAUAAUGAGGCUCAUCGAGGAAUACCGCAGAGGGUACCUGCUAUACCAUCAGCGGUCACCACAGCCUCUCCGAAACUAGAGGUAGCAUCUGUUUGUCUUGCGGCUGCCCCUGCUCAUAAGGGUGUAUCGGACUUCAAAACACCUUGCACCCGAAUACAUAGAGUUUCAUCAUCAACUCAGAUUUACCGACAACUAAGAGAUGAGAACUUUCCAAAGUUAGGGUUGUCUCCACAUCGGAAUCAAAUUCCAAUGAAACUGAAAAAGCCACCACCCACGAGACCCGACCGGGAUUCCCAGGGAAAAGCUGCCAAUUUGGAAAUGCAGUCUCUCUAUCCCAACGAAGAUGAGAAUAAGGAACAUGUGCAUAGACCUCCUGUGAAGCAGAUAGAUGCUUUGCAGAGAUCUGAAUCGUAUUAUGACAAAUUCAAGUUGGCUAGAGGAAUGCAAGAACAAACGGUUAAAUCCGAGGGAAUUGCACUAGUUUCGGAUGUGAAGCCAUCUGUUCUUACUCAAAGUUCGAUCAUAUAUUCUCCCAGUGUACGAGCAAAAUUGACGAGCUUGGCCAAUAAUGAUAGAAGAGUGGAUGGAGAUAAUUGGACCUGUUUUACCAGCAGAGAAAACACAAAGCCGAAUUUGGCUGUGGAAACCAUUCCAGAGGAGCAGUUCUCGGAAACGAUGGAUGACGAAGAAAAACGUUUUGAUGAUAGCCUGAAGGAUGGACAUUCAUCUACCGUGAGACCCUUUGAAGCUAAUAACAGUUCCUCAGGGGAUAAUGCAACUUUGAAGAGUUCUCCUCAAUGGACAGAGAUUGGAGUUAACACUAUUCUAGAUGGAAACGAGUCACAAGCUUCGAGAUCGGAUGAUCAUACGCUUGCAUCAGUUUCGAUAGACCUAGUGAAAGAUAUUGAGGGAUACGUGUUUGACUCAGAAUCUUUUUUCGACGAGACGGAUGAUAAGAAAGAAUCUGAUUCCGCUGACGAAACAUCUAUGUGCUCAGCAUUGGAAGAUCUUAAGGACACUUCACAGGCUGGAAUAAUUGUUCAAUUAGCCGAUGGGAAAUUACUACCUUCUGAUUCGACCACGAGUAUUUGCGAUUUGAUUGGAGACGAUUCUUAUGAUUACUUGGGACACAUUUUAGCCGGCGAAAUAGCCAUAGGAGACGAAACUAUAUGUGGCACGAAAAUUUCAGAGGUUAACGAGACUAUAGACUCUGAUUACAAUAGAGCUUAUUCAGAAAGUUUGAGGGAAAGCUCAUUUCAAUAUUUGGCCAGAUACUUUGGCAGCCGUGGGAGCUUCAUUGGCGAGACGAAUGGCUCUUUCAGAGGGGAGUCCAGUGAAACGGCCCUCUAG
This is a messenger RNA of Brettanomyces nanus, 4284 nucleotides long. RefSeq lists its product as uncharacterized. The transcript has a single exon. NCBI's taxonomy places the organism in Eukaryota, Fungi, Ascomycota, Pichiomycetes, Pichiales, Pichiaceae. The record is from RefSeq and is a predicted model, not a curated record. Bases 1 to 4284 code for a protein of 1427 amino acids.